Molecule: messenger RNA, 1104 nt
Organism: Stereum hirsutum FP-91666 SS1
Lineage: Eukaryota; Fungi; Basidiomycota; Agaricomycetes; Russulales; Stereaceae
Exons: 7
Coding region: 75-995 (306 amino acids)
Source: RefSeq, a predicted model, not a curated record
CUCCCCCCGGUCCUUACCGUCGUACGCAGAACUUCGAGAACAAUCCUCACUAACAGCAAGUUAAACCAAACACCAUGAUACUCGACCCGUCCCUCAAAUCUUCUUUCGAUGACCAAGGCUUCGUCAUAAUCCCUGCCUCCUCGCCUUCCUCCCUCAUACCAUCCUCCGACCCAGACCUCCUACAAGCUCUACGCGAUGCCUCUGGGACGAUUAUUAAGAAAACUAGAAGUGGAGAGUGGCCGCAUAGGAGGGUCGUGGGGAAACAGUUCCCGCCGUUUGGGAAUGAUAGUCCUGAUAGUUGGGGGGUGCAGCACGUUAUGCAUCCGGAUCUAGGGGAGGAAGGGAGGGUUCUGGCGCAGUGGUAUACUUCGGAAGCGGUGAGGGAUGUCGUAAAGGGAUUGUUGAAGUGUAGCGAUGAAGAAUUGCAGAUGGAACUUUUCAACCUGUUGAUCAACCCAGAGUCGCAUGAGUUCGCUUUGAGGUGGCACCGAGAUGAUGUGAAGGGCACGGCCACUGAGGAGGAGGAAAUCGAAGCUCUCACCAUCUGGCAUUAUGGGGUUCAAUGGAACAGGGCUCUUUAUGAAGACUCGUGCCUGUUCGUCGUUCCGGGAUCGCACAAGGUUCCCCGAACGCCUGAGCAGCGAGCUCAGUCUACGGGCCUUGAAGCUCCCGAGGACCCUAACAUUAUGCCCGGAGCGGUCUCUGUGACACUCUAUCCCGGUGAUACUGUCUUCUACAACAAUAACAUCCUUCACACCGGCAUCUACAAUCAUCGUGCCACCCGCGCCACAUUGCAUGCCUCAGUAGGCGAUACUCGCGGUGGGUCCACUCGCGCCCGGAACGUUCUGCAGCAUGGGCUAGAAUGGAUGGAGAAGGAUGAAAGGUUCAAAAAUGGUUUGAGUGAUGAGGGAAAGAAGAUGCUGGAUAGGUUGAUCACCAUGAAGCAUGCUGUGGGGAAUGGGAAUGGGAAGGUCGUCUAUUCGCAGGAUGGGUAAAGUGUAAGUGCAGAGAUGGAACUUUUUAUCCGCAGAGUUUGCAUCUUUUUUUCCGUCGCUCUUUUGUCUGCCUACGGCUACUGCGAUCUGGUGCCACACUAUCGACCAU